GUUUAUCUUGAUGCGAUAAAUUUUUGUGGGCUCUAUUGUUUCACAGUCGAAGUCGUACCACCAGGAAGUUUGUCCGUAAGGGAAGUUUUAUUUUGCCAAAGAAUUCUUUCUAUUUCUUAGAUAAGUACUUGAUGGUGCGACACUUUGAUUGCAAUGGCAUCUGGCGCGCAGUUCCAUCGAUAUUCUUAGAGUAAAGUUUUCAUCAACAGCACUGCCAUGGGCCGCCUUCCCGACUAUUACGAGCGGGGUAACUAUGGCGACGGGCGGGAAGCCUACGCUGUCCAGUUUGUCGAGGAGACCGCGGAGCGUGGUAACGUGGUUGCGAUUUUGCAAGCCCUGGAAACGUUUCACAAGCGAUGGUCUAUGUUGCAUGUCGGUCCGGAGAAGGGUGCGCGCUUAGAAAAAGCGGUGGCUGACAUAGUAAGUGCAGAAAUGGAUCAUGUCGAUGUGGAUGAAGCGCAAACGGCAGCAGGUGGUGCUAGCGACUGUUCCGAAUGGAUGAAGCGGACGUCAUGCGACAUGCCGGGAGAAGAUGUAUUUCCAAACGAAAGACAGGCUUUGAUGGAAUUCCGCGUUUUAGAAGUCGGCACGUACAUCGGCUACUCCACCUUGCGCAUUGCGAAAGCCUGGGAAGACGCACUGAAAACGCGUUUUGUGGAGUAUGAAAAAGCCAGCACGACCUCCGAGUCACGGAGCGAUCGCCGACCGGAGGCCGCAGCGGCAGGCGGGAGCGGCGGUGGUCGCUGUAGAAGUAGCAACUACGGGGGUGCAACAGCGGGGCAUCAGGUUGGACUGGCACAGGACGCAAGAGAAAGUAGGAGAGCGGUACCCUCCGCACGGCAAGUGCGUUUGAAGCUGGUCACAUUUGAGCGUAACGAGGAAAACGCCGAGGCCGCGUUGCGAAUUCUGACCCAUGCGGGAUACAGGGUCCAUUUUGGUCGAUGUGAAAAGAAGGACCGCGACACGGAAGCGAAGGACGGGGGUGCUACUACGGAGGGAAACAUGUGCGCCGAUGCCAUCUCCGCCUCUCCCUACGGCGACAGCAACUUGGCACCAGAGCCUCGGGCGAGGCCGGAGGUAUAUUCACCACAACACCUACGUCGACAUUGUACUACAGAAGAAGCCCUCUCCCAGGUAUGCACUUCGUGGGACGUCAGCGUUGACAUUCACUUGUCUUGCGGGGCCAUGGAAGAUGGCCAGGACUCCAUUCUAUGGCCAAUAAAAAGAAGUAGAAGACAAAACACAAGUGACAUGAUCGACCCGGCGGACAGGUACCUGCACUUGAUUUUUUUCGACCACCAGAAGAGCCGCUACUUGCAGGACCUGCUUUGGUUAAAAGGUCUCGCUGUUGAAUUCGGAAGCCUAUUUCGCCCCCGACUGACCCGCAUCGUCGCGGACAAUGUCGCGUCGCAGGAACACCUCCAGCAUCGCGACUUGGCCAUUGCGCGCGGCAAGCGCAAGUCGAAGUGCCACUGCGUCAACCGGGGCUGCAAUUUUUUGCAGUACGUCUUGCGCCAGUACGACACCGGGGUCUUUGUGGGGGCCGGAGAAAGCGACGGCAUCUCUGUUUCAGUUUUUCGGGACGAUAAACACCUUCCGUGGAAAGAACGAGUAAGAACUCCUGUGUGCGAGGGCGCUGCUCCCGCUGUGAAUGAAAAUACUUAAUAGUGCCGUCUCAAUACACGAAUACGAAGCGGCCAUGCUGGCACUAGUGCCAGAAGUUCUUGUGGGGCGGUGAAAAACGACUGCUCUGCGCAUUUGAGCAUCUAAGCAUCUUGGAGGAGGCGGGUUGUCUCAGUAGAACAUCCAUGGCGACAUGUUUCAUCGUAGUUGUACAAACUUUUCUACCCACCUUCACCAUUAAGCAGGUUCAUCUAGUUGAAU
This is a messenger RNA of Amoebophrya sp. A120, 1884 nucleotides long. The record is from the annotation of a GenBank genome assembly. Lineage: Eukaryota; Dinophyceae; Syndiniales; Amoebophryaceae.